Mercenaria mercenaria is the source of this 6079-nucleotide messenger RNA. RefSeq names its product cadherin-like and PC-esterase domain-containing protein 1. NCBI's taxonomy places the organism in Eukaryota, Metazoa, Mollusca, Bivalvia, Venerida, Veneridae. The transcript has 22 exons. The coding region runs from base 2467 to 5361 and encodes 964 amino acids. The record is from RefSeq and is a predicted model, not a curated record.
AAAUGUAACUUCUCAUUCUACGGUUUAUCUCACAACAUAUCGCCGGUUACUUGCGAUAACACGGGAAAAAUAGUUUUAAAGUGGUUUUGUGGAGUAUUUCGAUUCUUUUUAAUGAAUGUAAAAUUGGUAUUGGUGUAAACAUGCGUUUCUAAAAUAUUUUAAUCGUGGAAAUGAUCAAAGGAGUAACAGACAGAUAGACUGAUCAGUUGAUGGCAGCGGAGACUGGCAUCUGGAUAGAAUUGCCGACAACCGUAAGCCUUUCAACACACCGAGUGACGUCGAACCCACAUCGGUGAGGGGCAGGUGAUUCUAAGUCAACGACCUUGACCACUUGGCUACGGAAGCCCCUUUGUACAAACAUGGUCAGAUAAGUAUAUUGUUUUUAAAGGACAGAUAAUCAUAUUGUAAUUUAAAGGAAUGUAGAAGAAACUAGGUCACUGCAACUACGUUUAGUAUUGUCAUGAUCAUGUAAACUAAUUAAGGCAUAAAACAUUAUAGUUAAAAUAUUGUCCAACUUAGGUCGUUCGCGAGGUUUCUUCUUCAUCGUGUGAUCUGUUAAGGACACGUGCUGAAUUGAUCGUCUUGUUUCUACUACUGUUACAAGUAGAUCUUAUGGUAUACUCGGAAGGCACGGUCUCCUGUUUAGUAUAGCAUUAACCCGAAGCUUAUAUAUCGUUACUAUAAUUUACUGUUUUUCGUUGUUGUUUUUUGUUUGUUUGAUUUUUGGUGUUUUUUGUUUGUUUGUUUUUUUUGUUGUUGUUGUUUUUUUUGUAGCUGUAUAUCAAUGUAUACUCUAUAUUUCCUACCUGAAGUUAAGGUUUUUUCCCCACUCAGAUGGCUAUCGCAGGCGCAUAAACAGAAAUCUGAAAUUUUCCAGGCAUUUAGACAGGCGAAAUUUAUAACACAAAAACAUAUCUUAGAUAAACAUUUUAUAACUUGUUAUGCCUGCUUUGAUAGAGUAAUAUGUUUUUUACAAGUGAUAUUUUCCCUAAGUAACAAAACGGAGAAGGAAGGGGAAUAUAAUUAUGAGACUCGGCAUGCGCAGUGCAUUUCUGUUGCUUAUGCGCACUGUUCUUAAAAGGCUUGGAACGUGCUUUUGGCAUGUGUGAUGCUCACCAUUACAAAACAAUAUCUUUGAACGUUGAAAAUUCCGAUUGCUGGACAUGGUGCCAUACCUCUGACACAAGAGGGGUACAAACCCACGACAGCGAUCUUGUUCACCAGACCACAAGUGCCAGAUGUCAAUGUUGGCAUAUAGAGGAUAUUGUAAAUCAGCAGGAUAAUUAUAUAUGAAAUAUUUACAGAGAUAUAUGUAUAGAGAUGCCAUGAAAACCAAGGUCCAGACGUUCAAAUUAAGGUCGAGUUACGUGUUGUAAUCUGUCCUACAGAACCGAAUCAAAGGGUAUUCGAUUAUUUGCCCUAUAAUGAGCGCAUUGCAUUAAUCAAUGCUCGGAAACGCUUCAACAACUUAAAGAUCUGUAUUGUUUUACAUUAGACGCUAAUGAUAAUGUUAGUUUUGAGUCAAUUAAUCCUCUUGACCUUUUAUCGCCGUUUCUACACCUGGUUUAUGUAGGGUCUCUUAAAUCCGAUACGGUGCCGAAAUUUUAUGACCCUUGUCCAAUUUAAAUUGAUUGAAGUCAUGCAUUUUAAUGAAUUGUGUUUAUGUAAUGUGAAGUAGGUAAAAUUAUGUUAGAAAAUAUAAUAUUUAUGUACCAUAUAUGUUUUAAAAAUUGUUUUAUUUAUCACCCGCUAACAAGAUCUGUAAUACACAGGUCUUACACUCUAUUCAGUGUUGAAAUGGCAGAUGAAAUAUGAUUAUGUAUUUAAAAAACAACUUAAUACAAUAUAAAUCAAAAUAACAUAUAUCAGGAUUAUUAUUUUAGCGAAAUUGAGGGGGGGAAAUUACAUCAGUUAUCCCUAUGAUUUACGGAAGCUUAAUUAAGUAUGAAAUGUACAAGAAAUACUGGCGUCAAUAUGGCGGGAAAACAGGUUACCUUUCAUGCUGAUAGUAUGGCAUGGUUUUUGCUUUUCUCACUAUUUUAUAUUCGUGGCAUCUGAAAAACAACUGUGCACUUAUUUUGCAAACAUGAAAACAUACACCCAGAAUAAAUUAAACGAUUAUUCAAUGGAUAAAAACACAAGCCUAUUUACGAAUACUGAAACUCAAUCUUGGCGUCGAAAAUAAAUUUAUAAUUAAAUUUGUUAUCGUGUGUCAUUUAAUUUAAGAAAAGGGUGUACAUUGAAUAGAAUUAGGAUAAAAAGAAUGCAAAUCUUUGAAAGUAAUGACAUGUUUAAGGCAGAUCAUUGUGUAAUCGAAUCACAUUUCAUUAUUUUAAUUUGAAUAGAUAGGGUGCGCAGGGUUUGGGCGCGUCCGGAAGUACAGCCCGAUAGCAUCUUUAUCGAGUAUCAUUUCAUAGUUGGAUGAAGAUCUCUUUGAAUUAAUAAAUGGCAGCCUCCCGCUAAUAGAUGGCAGCCACAAGAUGUACCGCCUCGCCAAGGGAUCUUUUCUUCUUCAUAAUGUGUGUCGCCUCCAUAUCAGUGCUGUUUAACUUCCAAAUUAGUUAUUAUGGGUCGCGGACCUUUGUCGACCAGCGGCAAUCGCUUGACGAAGUGUUUGGAGGUCAAAACGUUCAGGAACAUAGUGGUAUGUACGACGUGAAAAUCCUUGGACGCUCUUUAAACCAGCACGAGGCAGAAACGUUGAGAAAAGGGUCAACUGAAAGACUUGAAUUACUUACAAAACUGAAGCAGAUUGAGAACAGAUUGCUGAAAGCCAAACAACGCGUUAUUGCUGUUGAUGGUGAUGAAACACAACCUGCCGAAAAUAUGCAUGCCAACAGACUGAAACAACUUGAUAUAGACCUAGUUAAGAAAAAUGAUGAGGUUCUUUUAUGGAUCAACAAAGAUACCGUUAUACAAGGAAAUUGGUCCGUCCUGUUUUGUUUCAAUGAGAACAGCUGUCCUAAGAUGCAGACGGACAUCUCGCAAAAGGUUGAUAGAAUACCAGAAAUAGUCAACAUAAUAAAAACUCCAGAAGUUUUGUGUUCUAUAAGUAAAAUGGCAGAAAGAAAUAGCGAUGGAAAACUGACAGAACCAUGCGGACCAUUUAACUGUGACUAUCAGCUUAACGAGAGCACACUUCUUGUAACUGGAAACACAGCGCACUAUAAUAUUACAAGUCAGGAAUUCUGUACCAGGCAGAUCAGCUCUCCUCGUGCUUUCGUCUGGUAUCUUCCGGAUAAACCCAUUACGUUUCCAGGUGGACCAGUAUUAAGGAUACACACUGUCAUUACUUCAGUUUCCCCACUGAGGGUCUAUGUACACCCCGAAAUGCUAAGUGGUCCAUUACUUUCAUUGGAAUAUUAUUCACUGCUUAGAAAGAUUAGCCUAGAGGACCUGCUGCAGUAUAUAUCCGAGGUAUAUGGUCUAGGUGUAUCAUCGCAUUGGUGGAUGGAGGUCCAAAGAAGAUUUCUUCUUUAUAUGGUUUAUCUUGAAAAGGAAAUACAGAAAUCUGAAACCAACGGUUAUAAAAUGUGUAACCGGUGUUUCCAGCCUCUGGAAAUAGACAUGGUUUGCUCCUCCGUACAACGUUGUCAGAUUAUUCAGAUAAGAACGGAUCAAAGUCUGAGUUUUACAGUUAUUUCAAGCACGAAGAAAUUAGUGGCUUCGAGCAUGUUUGUUUCAGAAGAAGCAGAGCGCGUAUUGGCACGCCAACAUGUCGAUAUAUGCAAUAGCAUAAAUGCCGAUGAACAUGGUGUCGAUUGUAUUUCUGAAAAUUAUGUCGUGUAUGUUUUGGACUGGCGACGAGAGAUGAAAAGUACCUCUGACAUGAUACCGGUGUAUCCCUCGGAAUUCGGAUGCAAGCUAUUAUCGAAGAUGGAGAAUACAAGCAGUGAACAAAGUGACACAGUAAAUUUCAAUACAGUCACAAGAAGUAUAGGGGAAGAUUUUCAAUGGUCAGACCAGUCUUCCGUUGAAUCACAGUAUGUUCUAGACGGGGUUGGUGAGGACUAUACUGAUAUGAGAUUAACCAAACAAGGAAGAUCUACCGAAGGAACAACAGGUCCUUGUAGUAAUGAUCCAGAUGACUUCGGCAAAAUAAAUGGGAUCUUUACAUACCCAGAAACUGUACUUGAAGAGAUUUCACCCCACAGUUACAAUACUUCUGUUGGCUAUGACACAAUACUUGUACGAGUCAUGGCUGUCUCCAAGAGCUGCAAAUGUCAAGUGAAACUAGAAAAUAAAUAUAAUGACCCAGGUGCCCGAAAUAUUACUUUAGGGCUAGGGAAUAACAAGAUCAUGCUCUAUGUAGUGGACACCACCAGUCAAGACAUGGGUAUUGUUAACACUAUAACAAUAAGUAUAUACAGACAUAACAGAGGAUUGAACUGGCAAGAGUUUGAUGAACAACGGAUGAAAAUGUGCGGCUUGAAGCAGGAUUGUUCACUUAAAUUCAACAAUAAUGCUGACUGUGGUCUCAUUGAUUUGAAAAGCAGUUGGACGAACGAGAACAGACGUACAAGAGGAAAGACAAGAUGUCAAUCUGGUGACAAUGAAGGACAAUGGGUCGUCCCAUGCAGAAGUUGUUCCAGCGAAAACUAUUGUUUAUGGGGGAAAGCGAAGUGGCGGCCGUACGACUGCCAGUAUGAACAAUUUUCACCGUCUUCACUGAAACACUGUCUACAAGGAAAGAAGUUACUUUUUAUUGGCGACUCGACCAACAGAGGAGUGUCAAAUUACAUUAUUGAACAGAUAAAUGGCUCCCUUUAUGACUGGGAUAAAACCCACAGUACGAGAGUUUACACUAACAUAAAUAACAACAAAACACAAUUCACAUUUGCAUACUACCCACAUUUCUGGCUACCUGCUGACCAUCGACCCAGAUUCAGUAAGGUCAUAUAUCAGCUUAUUAAAAGUUCAUUACCAUUGCAAAACAACUCUAACACAGUCCUGGUGGUUGGUGGUGUCCAUUGGCUUGCCAAGCAGCACAUCGAUCUCAUUAUUGAAGCCUUACAGCGGAAAGGUUUAUCUGGUAUCACAAAAGUUGUGAAAGGUUUGGGAGCAGGCUUCCACCAGCCGGUUGAAAGUGUUCGAUUUGUGCCUAAGUCUGAGCAUGUCCACCUUCUCCAAAGAGAAAGUGAUAUUUUAAACUAUGCAAAGACGAACGGCUUUCAUGCUGUUGCGACAUUCAACAUGACCAUUUCUAGAUAUAAAGACUUCCUGGAGGGAAAUUGUGCUUGCCAUUUUCACAAGGUAACCAAGCAUGGUUCACAGAAUGAAGGAUUUCGUUACACAGUUGAAGGAGAUAUAAAUGCUGUUUAUUCUCAGAUCUUAUUGAAUCAAAUUUGUCAAGGUGGUUAGACAUCAUUGAGUUUUUAGUACAGUUGUCUCUCCUUAGACAUACUUUGCCGCUGUCAGCAUUAACGAAGAUGAUCUCGUAUUUAUAGCACAUGCAUGGUUAUUUCUUAACACUAGUUUGUGGUUAACAAAUGGCAAGUUGCAGCUGAACUCACUUUUAUAACCUUAGAGCACGGUUACAAGGGUCACACAACAGCUAAGCUUUUUUAAUGACAUACUUGGAACUGUCAUGCAGUCAUUUAUGCCACAAUAACAGAAUGAAAAUAGUUUGUUGGUUAAGCCAUUUCGAUAGUAGCUUGCUUGAUUACCGUAACUAAAACAACCAAUAGCAAACACUUUUUUCACAAACUACUGAUAAGCUACUGUUUCCACUGUGUUAAAGUUCAAGCCUUUUUCUUGCUAGUGUUUCAUCUUGAAUUGGUAAGGAUAUAUGAGAUAGUCAUGAGUAUUAUGUUGAACACUUGCACGACUAACGGCAGUAAAUUCGAGAUUGAGAAAACCUGAAGGAGAGAAUAACUUUCUUCAAACUUAUUAAAUAUUCAUUGAAAAUGAGCGACUUCUGUAAAUGUUUGCAUGCGUACAUAUAAAGCUUUCAAACAUGCGUUUGAUCAUAAAUGACAUCAUAUGAACGUCAUACGAGAUAGUUUUGUUAUAUUUUUAUAUAUAUUUAUUGUUGUUAAGUUUGUUAAAACGUUCAAAAAUAAAAUAAAUCUUUUUAUAA